GAGUUGUGAUGUCAACACACCAAGCAUUCAGCUGUCGACAUGGGACUUCCAGUCUUUUUUAUUACAAAACGUUGUUUUUGGGGUUAAGUGCAGUGGUUUGAGAAUGCAAGGUGUUAACCGUAAAGUUGUUUUGCUGUCCUUUUUGCUGUUAUUUGUUAAUCCGUGCGUGCCGCAGCAACCCGAGAGGGAAAACUCGUUGGACCUGCAUGAGAAAGAUGACGAUGGAGUGGAUGUGGACCACGCUCAAGUUGAAAACCAGCAAACAUUAGUAAAAAAUAAAAAAGAAGAUGGACACGAUUCAAUCAACCCACAGAAGGACGGACAGUCUGUCAGCAAGUCCAAUGACACUGAUAACUACAGCAACGAGACCCUCCAUUCUACUACACCUGCUGUCAAGCCAACGACCCAGGCACCCCCAACCGCCAAGCCCAUUCUGCCUGUACAGACAGGGGUCAAGGCCCAGGAAGAAGAGCAGUCUAGCGGGAUGACCAUAUUCUUCAGCCUGCUGGUUAUUGGUAUCUGUAUUAUAUUGGUGCACCUGCUUAUCAAGUUCAAACUGCAUUUUCUCCCAGAGAGUGUGGCUGUCGUGUCCCUUGGAAUUUUAAUGGGAGGCUUCAUUAAGAUCAUUGAGUUCCUGGAACUGGCCAACUGGAAGGAGGAGGAAAUGUUCCGACCCAACAUGUUCUUCCUUUUGCUCCUGCCUCCCAUCAUCUUUGAAUCUGGAUACUCUUUACAUAAGGGUAACUUCUUCCAGAACAUUGGCUCCAUUACUCUCUUUGCUGUGAUCGGCACAACUAUCUCUGCCUUCAUAGUCGGAGGCGGUAUCUAUUUCCUUGGGCAGGCGGAUGUCAUUUAUAAGAUGUCUAUGACUGAUAGCUUUGCCUUUGGCUCACUGAUCUCCGCUGUAGACCCUGUAGCUACCAUCGCCAUCUUUAACGCCCUCAACGUGGACCCGGUCCUCAACAUGCUGGUGUUCGGUGAGAGCAUCCUUAACGACGCCGUCUCCAUUGUCCUCACAAACACGGCGGAGGGCUUUUCCCGCUCCGACAACUCCAUGGUAACAGGCUGGGAGACGUUUUGGCAAGCUAUGGGUUAUUUCCUAAAAAUGUUUUUUGGUUCUGCUGCUCUGGGAACCCUCACUGGACUCAUCUCAGCUCUUUUUUUAAAACACUUUGAUCUGAGGAAGACUCCUUCACUGGAGUUUGGCAUGAUGAUCAUCUUUGCGUACCUGCCCUAUGGCCUGUCAGAAGGCAUCAAACUGUCUGGAAUAAUGUCCAUCCUGUUUGCGGGAAUUGUGAUGUCGCACUACACCCAUCACAACUUGUCUCCUGUCACCCAGAUCCUCAUGCAGCAGACACUGCGCACAAUGGCCUUCAUGUGUGAGACAUGUGUGUUUGCCUUCCUUGGUCUCUCCAUCUUCAGCUUCCCUCAUAAGUUUGAAUUAUCUUUCGUCAUCUGGUGCAUAGUCCUGGUUCUUCUCGGCCGAGCAGUAAACAUCUUCCCUCUGACAUUCCUGCUAAACUUUUUCAGGGACCACAAGAUCACACCCAAGAUGAUGUUCAUCAUGUGGUUUAGUGGUUUGCGAGGUGCUAUCCCCUACGCGUUGAGCCUUCAUCUGGGCCUGGAGCCCAUUGAGAAACGUCAGCUAAUUGGUACCACUACCAUCAUCAUCGUUCUCUUUACCAUCCUCCUCAUGGGGGGCGGAACCAUGCCACUCAUUCGCAUAAUGGACAUCGAGGAAAGCCAGUCCAGGCGUAAGAGCAAGAAAGACAUCAAUCUCAGCAAGACAGAGAAAAUGGGUAAUACUAUUGAGUCAGAGCACCUAUCAGAACUAACGGAGGAGGAGUACGAGGCUCAUAUCUACCAGAGACAAGAUCUGAAGGGCUUUUUGUGGCUUGAUGCUAAAUACCUUAACCCUUUCUUCACUCGCAGGCUCACCCAAGAGGACUUGUUACAUGGCCGAAUCCAAAUGAAGACCCUGACCAACAAGUGGUACGAAGAAGUUCGCCAGGGACCCUCAGGCUCAGAGGAUGACGAUGAUGAAGCAGAACUUCUGUGAACUGAACACACGCUUUGUAUGUAAGCCUACUUUUCAGUGUCAGUCACAUGCACUUCUUGUUUGUUCACCUGCCACCAACUUUAUGUGACAGAGAAGUCUCAGUCAGUGCCCACAGAGCAUUUUUAGUACACAAAGUGGGCUGUCAUGUGUCAAAUCACAGUGGAGUGCCAGUAAAAACAAAUUACAAAAAUUCUAACACUAAAUUAAACAGAAAAGAAAAAUAAUCUGUGAAAUGAUAUUUCUCAUAGAAUGUCAUAUUGUUACUUGCUAGAGAAAGUUUUUUUAUUUUAAUCCUGCAAAACUUUUGGGUGUAUUGUUUUCUUUCAUGAAGGUCUGGGUCUGAAGGGAAGACGGCAAUGUGACAGCUAUGUGAUGCAAUACUCAAGCUAGGGCUGGGCGAUAGGGACAAAAAAUCAAAUAUCACAAAGUGUUUGACCAAAUACCUUGAUAUUGAUACCACAACAUUAUUGUAGUGUUGACUAUUGGUGUUUCUACAAAAUAUUUACACAAUGAGAUUUUUGAUAAAUAAUCAACAGUAAUGUGCAUGUAAUGACUAAGUGGGUAAAUGCAAAUAAUAGUUACAACAGUCUGGUAAGUUCAGAAAAUGACAUUACUGUAAUGCAGCAUUUAAAACCAAGAAAAGACACUUAUGAAACACUUAUUCCAUAUUACGGUAUCCAAAAUCUAAAACGAUAUCUAGUCUCAUAUCACAAUAUUGAUAUAAUAUCAAUAUAUUGCCCAGCUCUAACUCCAGCACUUUUUAAAUUUUUCUCUUCACUUUUGUAUUUGUUUGUCUUCGUGUGGCACUAAGGUUUACUUUGGGUCAGGGGAAGGAUGAAACAUAAUGUCGCUACAAGCUACAUUUUUAAAGUGGGAUUUUUAAUAAGCCCCAGGUUUCUGCUUUGAAUAGCUUCCUGUUGAACUAGAUUUAAUUCUCUCUGGGUCUUCACAUUUGUUUGAAUGAAUGAUUCUGACUGUUGACUCAUAUAUUCAUAGAUAGGUAAUGAAGAGAAAGUACCAGAAGUGAUGCAAGAGCUACCACUACACCUUACAGCAAAGAAGUAAACAAAGAGAAUUGCAGGAGAGAGUUGAAGCUAAUGAAAUGCCUUACGUAAAACUAAUAACUUUCAAAACUUAAAACAUCUAGCUUACAGGAGGACAAUUACGUUCCAGGAAUUUGGAAAUGGCCUUUAUUCCAAUUAUGGUUCGUUUGGUUUCACUAAAUCUUAAUGUAAGUAAAGUAAAACUUUUGUGAUUUUUCACUUUGAGUUUCUUAUGAAGAUGGGCACCAAUGAAUGUGUGGUUAAAUUGAAAUAAUGUCUUGUGAAUGUAAUCUAUUUUGUUUUAUUUAUUUAUGAAAUGUUUGUGGGAUCAAGGGUUUUAUACAAGCUCUAUGAGCUGCUGAAUUAUAGAAAACAAAUCUAUAAUAAAAAAUAUUGACAUUU
This is a messenger RNA of Etheostoma spectabile (orangethroat darter), 3504 nucleotides long. RefSeq names its product solute carrier family 9 member 8 (gene slc9a8). The transcript is spliced from 16 exons. Bases 104 to 2059 code for a protein of 651 amino acids. The record is from RefSeq and is a predicted model, not a curated record. Gene Ontology annotation, molecular function: sodium:proton antiporter activity; potassium:proton antiporter activity. Gene Ontology annotation, biological process: regulation of intracellular pH; sodium ion transport; potassium ion transmembrane transport. Gene Ontology annotation, cellular component: membrane. NCBI's taxonomy places the organism in Eukaryota, Metazoa, Chordata, Actinopteri, Perciformes, Percidae.